This is a messenger RNA of Zea mays, 1073 nucleotides long. RefSeq names its product tonoplast intrinsic protein 2. Gene Ontology annotation, biological process: water transport; transmembrane transport. The record is from RefSeq and is marked provisional. Gene Ontology annotation, molecular function: water channel activity. The transcript has 2 exons. The coding region runs from base 68 to 820 and encodes 250 amino acids. Gene Ontology annotation, cellular component: plant-type vacuole membrane. Lineage: Eukaryota; Viridiplantae; Streptophyta; Magnoliopsida; Poales; Poaceae.
AACAUAUCAAGCUCAGAGCCUCAGAGCGCCAGCCAAGUCUUGCGGUCGCGAAGAGCAACGCAACAAGAUGGUGAAGCUCGCAUUCGGAAGCGUCGGCGACUCCUUCAGCGUCACCUCCAUCAAGGCCUACGUGGCGGAGUUCAUCGCCACCCUCCUCUUCGUCUUCGCCGGCGUGGGUUCCGCCAUCGCCUUCGGGCAACUGACGAAUGGCGGCGCGCUGGACCCUGCGGGACUGGUGGCGAUCGCGGUGGCGCACGCGCUGGCCCUCUUCGUGGGCGUCUCCGUGGCCGCGAACACCUCCGGCGGCCACCUGAACCCCGCCGUGACGUUCGGCCUGGCCGUGGGCGGCCACAUCACCGUCCUCACCGGCCUCUUCUACUGGGUGGCCCAGCUGCUGGGCGCGUCCGUGGCGUGCCUGCUCCUCAGGUUCGUGACCCACGGCAAGGCCAUCCCGACCCACGGCGUCUCCGGCGGCACCACCGAGCUGGAGGGCGUCGUGUUCGAGAUCGUCAUCACCUUCGCGCUCGUCUACACCGUGUACGCCACCGCCGCCGACCCCAAGAAGGGCUCCCUCGGCACCAUCGCGCCCAUCGCCAUCGGCUUCAUCGUCGGCGCCAACAUCCUCGCCGCGGGGCCCUUCAGCGGCGGCUCCAUGAACCCCGCCCGCUCCUUCGGCCCCGCCGUCGCCGCGGCCGACUUCGCCGGCAACUGGGUCUACUGGGUCGGCCCGCUCAUCGGCGGCGGACUCGCUGGCCUCGUCUACGGCGACGUCUUCAUCGGCGGCUCCUACCAGCAGGUCGCCGACCAGGACUACGCCUAAGUAGUGUGCUCCGUUCGUCUGGAUUCAGCUCAUCCAACGCAGGCGCGCGUUUCGAUCGGCGUCGUCAUUUGCUUUGCUCUUCAUUUCAUCACGUUAUGUAACGUGCCAAUGAUGUGUGUCGUCCUGGUCUGUUCCAUUCCGUCCUUGUAUUCAUUUCCCUUCUUUUUUCGGGGUAAAAUCGAUGUAAAGAUCUCAUCCGAUCUGCCGUUUUCGAUCGCCUUGGAGUGGGAAAAAACAGGUGAUUUUCGUUUCG